CACACUUAACCAUCAACUGACACAACAACAAUGGAAGAGGAACAAGAUAAAACCCGACCCGAACCCCUCCCCCAUGAUCUCAUAUCCGAAAUCCUCACUCGACUCCCCGUUAAAUCCCUGACCCGUUUCCGCUCCGUUUCGACCCGAUGGAACUCCACCAUCCUCCACCCAUCUUUCUCCAAAUCCCACUUCCACCGCUCCGCCACCACCACCGCCGCCGGCGGAGCUUCCACCACCCUCCUUCUCACCUUCAUCAACCGCUUCAACUCCGAAAGAACCAUCUUCUCCGUCACUAUUCCGUUUAAUCAAACCAAAUCACUACCCGACCCGACCCGGAUCCUCACCAUACCCGGGUUCAAACACCCGUUUGUUUCUCAACCACUUAAUGGUCUUAUAUGUUUCAAUUUAGGAUCCAUGUGUGUUUGCAAUCCUUCAACUCGUAAAUUCGUCAAGCUCCCAUGGACGCAACCGGAGUUUAACGCCCAGUCUCCCGCGUGUACACGUCACCGGACAAACGCAUUCGGGUUUGACCCGGUAUCGAAUGCACAUAAGGUUCUCGACACUUGGAUUACAUGUCAUGAAUCCGAGAUAAUCACGGAGCACCGAGUGUUCACAAUCGGAUCGGGUUCUAACACGUGGCGGAGAAUCGCGGGUGGCGCGUCUUACCUCCCGUUUAAUGAGAGUGUUUGUAUAAGCGGCCAGAUUUAUUUCAGGGCUUUCGGGAGUUUGGUGGCUUCGGAAAGCCCUGUUCUGGCCGCUUUUGACGUCCAUCGUGAAGAAUUCAGGUUCUUCACGAUGGGCGAUGAGGCGGUUUUUUAUUCGGAAGAAAGUGUUUUGAUGGAACAUGAUGGGUGUUUGACCAUAGUUGACCAUCAAGGGGAGGAUAAUGUUUUGGUGAUGUGGAUAUUGGUGGAUGAGGAGAAUGGCAAGUGGGUGAAGAAGCGUGUGGAAAUUCCGGUGAUGUGUUGUGAGAUAAAUGAUCGCCGGAGGUAUCGGUUUGCCGGAAGUACGGUUUCCGGCGAGAUGAUAUUUGCGGAGAAAAGUUUAGUGAAUCCCUUCUUUGUGUUGUUGUAUGAUAUUAAGAAGAAUGAAGUGAAGAAGGUGGAGAUUUGUGGGUUGACUGAUUUUGACUUUCAGUUUGGUCAUGUUCUAAUGAAUGUUACAAGUGUUAACGAACAUGUAGAAAGUAUUGUGUCUUUAUAUUAGGUAAUAGGAUAGUACAACCUAACAUAAAGACACAAUACUUGAUAUAACACGGUUAUGUUAGACCAGUUUGGUCCGGUGAAGUUCAUCUCAAAAGGAUCUGCCUUUGGCUUUUGAAAUGAUACUAGAGCUAGUAAUUUAUGACACGAUAUAAUUAAGUGCGGAGUUAAACGAGUUUGGGUUAAAAACGCUCGGUUGUAAGCAAUGUGACAUGUUAAAGAUAUGGUUAAAAGAUGGUCUAGACGGGUUCUGCCCACCUAACAUGUUUUUGAUGCGCACAUGAAACAAGCUAGUUCUAUAAGUUUUUAAAUUGAAUUGUAUAUCAUAUUGGACCACUUCACUAUCCUAAUUUAAUUUUCGGUCUACAAUAGUC
This is a messenger RNA of Helianthus annuus (common sunflower), 1576 nucleotides long. RefSeq names its product F-box protein At5g62510. Gene Ontology annotation, molecular function: protein binding. The transcript is spliced from 2 exons. The record is from RefSeq and is a predicted model, not a curated record. Bases 31 to 1206 code for a protein of 391 amino acids. Lineage: Eukaryota; Viridiplantae; Streptophyta; Magnoliopsida; Asterales; Asteraceae.